This is a messenger RNA of Trichoderma aggressivum f. europaeum, 720 nucleotides long. RefSeq lists its product as uncharacterized. Lineage: Eukaryota; Fungi; Ascomycota; Sordariomycetes; Hypocreales; Hypocreaceae. Gene Ontology annotation, biological process: regulation of DNA-templated transcription. Bases 1 to 720 code for a protein of 239 amino acids. The record is from RefSeq and is a predicted model, not a curated record. The transcript has a single exon.
AUGUCUCCCAUUGUUUUUGGUUCCCUCUGCUACCAGUAUCAAGCCUCUGAUGUCAUUGCUCCAUUUGACAUGAUCGCAGGUGGUACCAAGCAGUUAAUGGAAGCUAUCAAGACUUAUUCACCAGACGUUUCCGAUGAAGCAAUCAAGAACGGCCCGGAAUUUGUCUUUCAUCACAUUGCCCUUUCUCGCGACCUCGUGGACCUGACCGCCGGCAUAACUAUAAAGCCUACAUGCACUGUCGAUGACUGCCCUGAGCUGGACAUCCUUCUCCUUGGAGGCCCAAAUCCCGUCACUUUCGAUCUUGACCCUCGAUACGCCGAAUUCAUUCGCAGACACGUCGCUUCAGGAAAGAUACUCUUUACCAACUGCACCGGUGCCUUUGUUGCCGCCAUGACGGGUGUAUUAGACGGCAAAAACGCUACGUGCAACCACAUUGAGUAUGAGUGGGUUAAGCAAAAGUACCCCAAGGUGAAUUGGUCAAAGGACAAGAAGUGGGUUAUCGAUGGAAACCUUUGGACAGGGUCUGGCCCUGUGGCGGGCAUGGAUAUGAUGAUUCACUGGUUGCGCGAGAAAUAUGGGGAGGAAUCGUUUAAAUGGGCGGCUCUGAAUCUUGACUUUGAGCCUCGGGACAUUGACGGAGUUAACGUGGUUCCUUUCCGAUAUGGCCCGGAUGGAAAACAGUUGUUUACCUUUGUUCAUCACUAUUACAGCUCCUACUAA